AUGAACGACAGUCGCGAUGCCUUGCCGAAUCGUGGGGUUUCCCAUGCGGAGGCCAGUGCGAACAGCGAGGGCGUCUACUUGAACACAUCAACAGUGCGAGAUUCCAGGGAACCGGCUCGCGCCGAUCACAUUCAAGUCCCACGAUCCCCUCAGCUUUUAUCCUUACGACUCGAUGGAUUGAAUGCCGGGGUUCACGACAAGAAUAACCACGGUGCCGCCUAUGUUGAACCCUCCGAACGUGGGAGCGACGCCUCCGCAGAUGCUCGACGGCCAGAACCACACUCCGCGAGCACCUUCACAGACUCCCUACCCAGCCUCCCAGCCUCUUUAUCGAACGACUAUGAGCAACCUACCGAGUUGGACAAUCCCCAUUCCUUCGUCGAGAACUCGCAGUCAUCACGAACAGAGCCGAACUCGGAGAAUUCACAGGACUCCUCGCAUACCCUGUCGGUUAAUGGGAGUGGAGUAGAUAUACUUCAUCCGCUGAAAUCGGAACAAAGCACCAAUGGCUCGGUUUCCCCUGUACGAUCUCCCAAAUAUCAUACCUCGCGAUCGGGCAUCGACAAAAAAUUUGCUCCUGGGCAUAAAAGGACAGCAACUGGAGACAUUAAGCCUAUCUCGGCGCAGCUCAUUACACCGCAAUCCUAUGAUUUAAAUGGGGCUUCAAGGCGUCGUUCAAAAAGCACAGGCUCUCCUGCACAUGGGAGCCGUAUCGCACAGUUGUCUGUUCACAUUCGGACGCGAUUGUCCUAUGCGGCAGCCAAGAUAGAAAAAUCUCGACAGUCACAAACCAGUUCUCAGCUCGCACUACGUGGACUAGACAACCUAUCUUCUCUAGACUCGCAAACUAGAAGUGGUUCUGGAUCACCACUGAACUUAAACCCGACAUCUCACCCUCCCAAUAAUUCAACCUCCACGACUCCUCGACCUUUCCUGUCUCAUCACCGCUCUCAGUCGGCGCUUUCGUCACCUGGUAAACUCCUUGCUAUUCCUAAAUUGGCCCCGCCUGUGGACAUCAUAUCUUCAAAUGGAGACACUCAGCGACGACGGCCAAACCCAAAUGAGCCCCUCCAAAAGCCAGUUGGUCGGAGUCCAUACUCUCAUCACAAACGGCAUCAUUCAACCCAGGAAUUGUCCGUGUACAAUUCAAUUAAUGGAUCACCGAGGGUCAUAGGGCCAGGGACACCAUCUAUUCCUCCUUUUUCGCGUGCACCUACAUCCUCUCAAGAGGGAUUUUAUGGAUCCAGAACUCAAUCUCAAAAUACGUCGAUGGAGCAGGAUGCAAUUGAAACGCUCCUGUUCAUGUCUAGUCCCGAAAACUCAGGCUAUCGUUCGAGUCCAAGGCCAUUGCAGCCUCUAGCGACGCAGAGGAUUCUGAACGAAUCAAUAUAUUCCAACCACAAUGGAGUCGGGCCCCAUCCCAGCCAAGGCCCACAAAGCGAUGGGUCGCAGAAUAGUGGGAAUUCGACGAAACACAAAACUCUCGGCUUAGGGCUGGAAGCCAACGCGGGCGAUGAAAUCGAUCGCAUCUUAGACCAGAUGGAAAGCGAUAGCGAGGACGACGCUCGAUAUGCAUCGCACCGUCUUCAUGCCAAAACACAGUUCAGAGGCCACCAGGGACGUUCAGAGUGA
Molecule: messenger RNA, 1632 nt
Organism: Penicillium cataractarum
Lineage: Eukaryota; Fungi; Ascomycota; Eurotiomycetes; Eurotiales; Aspergillaceae
Exons: 2
Coding region: 1-1632 (543 amino acids)
Source: RefSeq, a predicted model, not a curated record